Molecule: messenger RNA, 2679 nt
Organism: Colletes gigas
Lineage: Eukaryota; Metazoa; Arthropoda; Insecta; Hymenoptera; Colletidae
Gene: Mid1
Exons: 4
Coding region: 1-2679 (892 amino acids)
Biological process (GO): calcium ion import across plasma membrane
Cellular component (GO): plasma membrane
Molecular function (GO): stretch-activated, monoatomic cation-selective, calcium channel activity
Source: RefSeq, a predicted model, not a curated record
AUGCGGCUCGAUCCGCCCGGAUUCACGGGACCACCCACGUCGAACGACCGGAGCAACGGGAACGACGAUCGUUCCUCCACGAGCUUGCCUUUCGAGCUUCCAUCGACCGGUUGCUUGCCCUGUCGUCGGUUCGCGUCGGUUCGGGACGGCCCCGAUGGCCCUGAUACCGGAAACGCCACUGCCUUUUACGUCACGCACGGUCCCGUUCGCCGUCGCGGUCCAUCUUCCUCGUCCGCGUCGCGCCGCGGCCACGCGCCGACAACACCAUGGAACCUACGGACGGGACGCGUCCACGAUCGACCUCGGAUCCCUGUCGCGAGCGACCCGAUCGCCGCUUACACUGCCUACAACGACACCGCCGGCUCGUCACGCGGCAACCCUCGAGACGAUCGCGACGCGUACCAAACGCGACGACGCGCCGGGACCGCCGCGCGAGUCGACCACACUGCCCGGUUCCAGGAGCCGAUCGCCAACGGGAGACCAACCAGGCUGUCCAAUUCGCGCGCGACCAAGUACGGAUUGUUGUUCGUGUUGUAUCUGCUUGCUUGGCCGUUGGUGUCCUCGACGAGUCCCGAGGGACUCGGUCACGGUACGUCCCUCGGCGGCCACGACGCGGGUAUUCGCCAUCGACGUAGCGACCCGCAGCACGCCACCUCGUCGAUGUCGGUGUCGAGCGACGAGCGUUGCCGUCGCGCGCGUCACGAGCAAACGCGGCAAGAUCGGAGAGAGGAGGCGGAUGACGAGGGAUCGUUUCGGGACGAGCACGAGCCGACGCAUCCUUACAACGAAUACAGCUGGGAGGUGAACCAAGUGAAUCCUUGGCUAUCGGCCUGCGACCUGGCGGGACCAGCGCCGGCCGAUCUUCAGGGUAGCUGCGGACCACCGGAGGUGCCCAAGAACUGCCCGAACGCCUGCACGAUCGACGACGGGGACGCGGACGCGGACACGAACGAGUUCCGGCGUGUGAUCGAGAAGGUCGAGGUCACAGAGAGGAUGAGGGAAAGCUGGUCGAUCGACGAGGACCGUACCGGGUCGAACGGCGGUGGUACGAAGAACGGAAACGGUCGCGGGAGACCCGAUGGCGUACGGACGGCUCCGGAACAGUGCCUUUUUUAUCUCGAGGAGUCGCAUAAGAGGGACAUCUGUCGGGAUGAUUUUGGCCGGAGCAGUACGCGAAGUUUUUUAACCCCGAGGGAGAAUCGAUAUUGGUUCACGAGCGGGUUGCGUCUGCGGCACUGCUGCGAGCACGCGGUGGUCAACGCCCUGGCACCCGGCAAGGGCGGUCCGCUCGAGAACGUGCUAAAUGGUGGCCAGAAGUGCGCCGAUGCCCUGGACAAGCUGUUGCUCGUCGAUGCGUUAGCCGCGAGAUUACAUUGUGAGUUCGAGGAAGUGCUGGCGCGAUACGACUGCGCUCAGCCCUAUUCGGUCAUCUUCAACUGCACCCAUUGCAAGGAGGCGUAUAGAAAAUGGGUGUGCAGUUCCCUGGUGCCUUACUUUGCUCACGGGGGACCGCAGGACUUGGACACAUUGGAGAACAGCUGGGCCGGAAGCAGGCUUAGGCCCUGUCGGUCCUUCUGCCAAUCCGUGGAGCAACGUUGUCCUUACUUGCUUCCGGGCGACCGUGCCCCUGCGUACCCCACGCAAUACGCCGGUGAACCCACCUUUCUUUGCAGAGAUCCAAACAUCCCCGAGACCGGGGAGCAAGCCUCGAGGGCGUUGCAUAGCACCGACGAGGACGAGUGCUGCUUCCACGUGUGCUCCGAGGAGAAACCAGGAUCAGGCAUUUGCGCGAAUUGCACGGAUCGGGAGCCACGGAAGCGCGGUAGAAGCCACGAUCCACCAACGGCGCCCCACUGCGAGAUUAAUCCUAUUCAACCGGCUUCCACAGGUGUGCAGUACCCAGACUCGACGUCCACGAGCGGCGAGAUCGACGGCGAGGGCGAGGAAGCGGACGGUUCGUCGUUGCCGUUGUUGUCGUCGCUGUGCGGCAGCGACGGUUUGGACACGGUGUCCAUCGUCUCGUCAUCCGGUCGAUCGUCAGCCUCGAUCCUGCCGCAGCUCGUCUGUCUGUGCUCGUUCCUCGGCGGCGUCCUCGGGAACGUCGGCACGGUGGCCGUACUCUGGAUCGCGCGGCUGUUCCAACGGCCGACGGACGCGAAACCGGAAAUCGGCACCGGUAAAACGGAGCAACGGACGACGACGAAGAAGAGGAGGAGGGGGGACCUUGUCGUUGGGUGGUUGCGCCGUUCCGGGGCUCGGUGUUGCGCGGGCGUGCGUCACGGUGCUCGGUGGAUGCUCGGGAAGUGGGUGAUGGUCGAACGCCGUUGCCGGGGCUGGUGGUGCUGGUGCUGGUGGUGGUGGAGGUGGCGACGCCGGAAAUUGCGAGCGCGUCGGGGAUCGCGUCGAUGGCCGGUCGAGGCCGCCGUCGGCUGUCCACGUACGGCGUCGGUACGCUGGAACGUGGACGACGCUCGCGGGUGCUCGUCGACGAAGUGCUGUUGGCGACGAUGGUGGUGGUGGUGUUGGUGGUGGUUGUACCGAUGGCGGUGGCCGCGGCACGUGGUCGAGAACGAUCGAGGGGACGGUGGCGGCCCCGAGGCACGGGGAGAGGCAGCGAGACGACGCACGCCGGCGAGACAACGUCGCCUCGGCUCGUCCUUGAGGAGGGAUCCGCCAUAG